AUGGACAGCGAAGUUCCGCUGCCUCCGCCGCGGCGAAUCCGGCACCGUUCGCCGGCGCGCGCGGGCACCUCCCCCUCGAGCUCAAUCGCAUCGUCGUUCCGGAAGGCGCGUCGGUUGUCGCGUUUCGAUGACCGCUCGAGCCAGCCAUCGAGCGAUCCUGCGCUCUUCUCGAGUGAUGAUAUUCCCGCGUCCGGGCUGGAGAAUUACAAUGCGCCUGUGACUGGCGGGGCUGGGCGCAAGCGGCGAUAUCGUGGGACCUGGUGGGGUGAACAGGUUAUUGAUCCCAAGAGGAAGAGGGCCGAUUUCAAAGAGAAGCGCCAGGUAGACAGCGGUGUGUGGAUGGGGAGCGAUGAAUCUACGGCUGAGUCGCUUUUGCCUUCGGAGGAUGCGUCGGCCUGGGGUGAGGAUCUCCUGAAGACAGUACUUGAUCCGAAAGCGACAGGCAAAUAUCCCCAGGGCCUCGCUCUGCCGAAGGCGACCGCGGCGCCGGUGUUACCUCUACCGAUUUGGAAAGGGCUGCACGAGUCGGAGCAACACAAGUUUGCGAGAGCGGUUGUGAAUGACUGCCUCGAGAAGGGGGAAGACAGCAUUGACCUAGGAAACUUUGAUUUGAGGGAGAUUCCUCCAGGUCUGCUUCAGCCACUGCAACAUUUGACGAAGUUGCCCUCGGUGAAGGAGGCUCCGCUCUCUGAGAACGCCUAUAGCUCUCUGCAGCCUUUUCUCCGCGUAUACCUUUCCGGGAACUCAUUGACGACGCUCAACAACGAGCUCUUUGAGCUCGGUGAUCUCAAGGUCCUCAGCGUGCGGAACAACAAGCUGUCAGAGAUACCGUAUACAAUUCAGAAGUUGGCUGCGUUGGAAGUCCUCAAUGUCUCAGUCAAUCUACUCACGCACCUCCCAUGGGAGCUGCUACGGCUCCUCCAACAUGGUGAACUGAAACAUUUGACCGCAUUCCCGAACCCAUUCCCAUCAAUUGAGGAAGGCGAAAUCACCAAAUGGCACCGUCAACCAAGGAAGAGCCAGGAGAAUGGAAAGCCUGAGACGUCUCUGGAAGACCAGCUGAGAUUCGACGAAUAUGAGGGCUCUCCUCCCAAAAAUGCUUGGGCUACGAUCCACGUAGCUACGAGUCCGAUAACCCGACGAGACAUGGAGGGAAACCCGAUCGACGAUGGCUCAGCUUCUGUUGUGACACCCGUGGCAUUGCCACCAUCAAGCUCCACGCCAAGCGCUCCAUCACUGCGCGAGCUCGCCCUCCGGGCCGUGUGCAAGCUACCGGGUCUCGAACAAGUCACCGAUGACGAGCUAGACGACUUCCCCUCGCUGGUGGCUCCAUUGAUGUAUCAAGCCAGGAAGAUUCGCGCUGCUGGUGGCCAGCGCUGCUCGGUGUGUCAGCAUGAAUACGUGGUCCCUCGCACGUCAUGGCUGGAAUGGUGGGACUGCACGCCUCAUGAGAGCGGUAUGAAGAGGCCCCGGACCUCUGGAGAGAAGCUUCGUCCUCUGCCAUUCCAGCGACAUGGCUGCAGCUGGGCUUGUGUUCCCCGCUUGCAGAAUAUAUGA
Penicillium cinerascens is the source of this 1557-nucleotide messenger RNA. Its product is annotated as leucine-rich repeat domain-containing protein. Bases 1 to 1557 code for a protein of 518 amino acids. The record is from RefSeq and is a predicted model, not a curated record. The transcript is spliced from 2 exons. Lineage: Eukaryota; Fungi; Ascomycota; Eurotiomycetes; Eurotiales; Aspergillaceae. Gene Ontology annotation, molecular function: protein binding.